Messenger RNA from Prorocentrum cordatum, 3006 nucleotides. The record is from the annotation of a GenBank genome assembly. NCBI's taxonomy places the organism in Eukaryota, Dinophyceae, Prorocentrales, Prorocentraceae.
AUGGGCGCCCGCAGGGGGCAAGCAUCCGACGACGAGUGGGCAAAGCACUACCUGAGACAGUUGCGGUGGCCAAUGGAACAGUGGACCAGAGAGAUGUUCGUGAUGCUGUAUGAGGAGAGCUUUAAGAAUGUGAGUAAAGAGGCGUUCGACAAACUCUUGGGUUUCGCGAAUUCGUGGAUGCCGACCCUUAUCAACGAGGACCUCUUCAACCGUUACCGUGCCAGGGAGCGCGCGCACCAAGCGAGCGUAUUUGGCAGGGUUUCUCGCUGGCACAAGGCAACCACCACUGAGUUGAUCAAGGAGUACGACAGAAAGGGGAUUCUGAUCACACCGACUUCCAAGAGCAUGAAGCUCGUGAACGUGACGCCUGACUUUUGCAGAGCUGAUAUCUCGGAGUUCUCGCUGGACCCGCAGUUGCUGGACGUCUUCACGGACGCGGCGAAGGAGUUCCCACACUUGAGCGGCCAGGGGAUGCUGAAGCACGGGAUGGCGUGGCAGAGUGCUCGCAAGCUCCAGGGGGACAUCGCCGAGAUGAAAUUCUCCUGGCUGUCCUUGUGCAUCGAGCCUGGCAUGUACGUGAUGGGUGGGAUCGUCAUUUGCACCAUGCCAUUCGGUUUGAUGGUUUCGAGGGCCACGCUCGUGCCAGUCAGGGGCACGACGGACAUCCACAUUGUUGAGCCCCAGAGCGCGAAGCACAACCCCUCCGACAUGAUCUUCACCAUGCCGAUCAACUCCAUCGAUGGGCUGAAGCGCACCAAGGUUUGCAAGGUGAUGGCGCUCUCGCCGCUGGGGGCUGCCAAGUAUUCUGCCAUGAUCCCAAGCAAUGGCCUUGCGGCUCGACUGAUCAUCGACAAUAACAAGACCGAGAACGCUGUGAAGAUGGCCGCGCUGAGAGGCCUCAAGGAGCUCGACAGUUUCUGGCUUCCCAGGUUGAUGUCGAUGUUGAAGAUGAAGUUUACUUCUGCAUCGCGGCCGACUAACGUCAAGGGCAUGGUGACAGCCAUCAUCAGGGAGAUCACCCCAGGCGCUUCCGACGAGGUGAUCGACAACGCGCUGCAUUGCAGAGGCCAGGUCCACGAGACCAAGGGCGCGACCUCAGUGCUGUCGGACCCCGAGAACUUGGAGAAGAUCGAGACGGGCCUGGAUACGGACGACAUGUUGGUCGUGAAGAAGGCCGCGGAGCAGGUCAGGGCCAGGGUGAACUACAGCAAGCAGCAGGCCAAGGAGAACAGCAAGGACAGGGUUGGCAAGGGUGGCGCUGGUCCUGGCCCGCCCGAGGCGUCUGCAUCUAACGGAGGAGCGGCAGCGGCGGCCUCGUCGUCAGCUUCUGGAGGCGGCGCCGUGCCCAUGGAGCUUGAGGCGGCGGCGCCAGCGGCUUCGACAGCUCCGAGGGCCUGGACAGUGCAUGAUGAUCCCGCUCCCGAUGCAGACGUCGAGCUGGCGUGGGCCAGGAGGUUCGCGCCGCCCUUCGCGACGCUCCAGAAGGACGCGAAGAGGUUCCAGCGCUGGGUGGGCGCCUACCCGAAGCAGCUGCCGCCCUUCUCGGUGAGCAAGAGCUGGGGCCCGAAGACCACCUACACGGUGAAGACGGCGCUGAUGUUCGUGCUGCAGACGUUGUGGCUGCGGCACGAGGAGGAGACGGGCGAGAAGUGCCCGUGCGCGCUGUGGGGCGACAACGUUGGCGGGCUCGCGGGCUACGGGGCUUUCCUCGAGGGCAAGGAAGGACAGCUGGUUUCCCUGGCCCGCGUGGAUCGGAUCCUGGUGGACAUGUUCUCUGCUGAGCUGCUAGGCACCGUCGUCGCGGCGCUGCUGCGCCGGGUGACGGGCCACCGCAAAGCCGCGGAGGCGCUCGACGCGUGCUUGCAGGAGCGUCGGAAGCCUGGUGCCGAGUGCGGCCGAAAGCACAGGGCGCGGGGGGAGCACUCGCUGAAGGACGAGAUCUCCUACCACGGCGCCGAAGGCCAGAUGGCCUACCUCGGACGUGAGCUGAUGACGGAGUUGCCGAUGCCCCAGCUCCUGGCGCACAACGAGGCGCGCGAGCUCGCCCGGCUGAAGGAGCGGCGGGAGCUCCUGCCAGCGUGGAUCACCUGGCACGAGUUCGCCGGCGCCCUGGCGGGCGGCGCCGACCCGCUGCUUGUGAACCACGAGGUGAGCGGGACCAUCAACACCAGGAUCGAGGAGGUGGAGGAGAGCAUCGAGGACAUUGCCAUCCGCAUCACCAAGCUCGAGAAUCAGUCUGCCGAGCAGGCCGAUCUCCCAACCACUCCCCGGAGCGACGACACGGCCAUCUGGGACCACAUUAAGUCCUUCGAGGAGCAGGCUGUCAUAGACAUGGCCAGUUUGAGAAUUCUAGGCCUCGAGCCCAGCAUCGUCCAGCCUGUCCCCAUCCCAGCGCAGGCGGCGCUGGCGCACCAGCUCGCCUUCCUGCCGCGCCCCGCGCCCGGGACCGCGCCCCGCACCCUCGCGGCCGCCCUGGCUGCGGCCGUGGACCUGCCAGCCCACGCGGAGUCGGCGGCGUCGCCGUCCCUCUCCAGCUACGCCCAGCUCACGGCGGCGGCGGCCGCGCCCGAGGCCGAACAGGCCGCGGAUGCCGCAGAUGGGCUGCCCGCGUGGGCCCAGGUCCUCGUAGGUACGGUCGUGAUCGUCGGCGUCAUCGGAGUCGCACCCACCUUCAUGGGCAUGGGCCUCUUCGGCGCCCCGAAGGACGGCGGCGGCGCAGGGGAGGGCACGAGGCUGCCUGUGAAGGCGGGCGGAGCGGCGAGGGACCCGAUCGGCGAGGUGGACAAGGCGCUCAGCCCCUUCGCCAGCGACGGCUGGAAGGGCGUCACCUUUGGGGAGUUCAGCACGCUGACCGCCGCCGACGUCGAGGUCGGGGAGCCUGUGAUGGUCCGCGACCUCGGCGAGUGGCAGAAGGGCACCGUGUACGCCAUCAAAAACGACAAGGUGUAUGUGAAGACAUUCGGGCCAGUACCAAUGGUUUGGUCACAGAUCAAGAGAGCCCGUUGA